This is a messenger RNA of Mizuhopecten yessoensis (Yesso scallop), 1475 nucleotides long. Its product is annotated as sialin-like. Gene Ontology annotation, biological process: transmembrane transport; monoatomic anion transport. The transcript has 8 exons. Lineage: Eukaryota; Metazoa; Mollusca; Bivalvia; Pectinida; Pectinidae. The coding region runs from base 439 to 1416 and encodes 325 amino acids. Gene Ontology annotation, molecular function: transmembrane transporter activity. The record is from RefSeq and is a predicted model, not a curated record.
UUGAGUGAUGUUUGCUUGUGUACUGGAGACAGGGGUAUGUCGCUGAUCUGAUGCCGAGUUCUUUGUCGGGGUUCGAACCUGGGAUCCUCGGAACUCUAGACGAACGCUCCAUCGCUGACGAUCGACCCAGUCCAGUUUGUAUGUGUAUGCAUGGGACAUGUCAGUUAGCAUAGUAUCACUAUGAAUAUUUGCAUUGAUUUAUAUGUUAUAGCUUAAAUUUUUCAAAACAUACAUUUAUUACGUCAAUAUAACGAGUUUAUAUCGUCUGAUGUAACAUAAAUAACGAUGUUUCAAUGUGGUGUACGGACUUUCCGGAAAACAUGUACGAACUUACACGGUUCUGUACGGAUUUACCCGCCUCCAACUUUUAUUCAGGAAAAGAGUAAGGAGCAAUGUCGUGCGGAAAAGGCGGAUACUUGAGCUCGGAGCUUUGGAGGAAUGGCCAACUAUAUCCUUGCGGGAUUGCUUUGCGCUAUACCUAUUCUUGGAGGCUGGCCGUUUAUUUUCUUCGUGUUUGGAGGACUGAAUGUGUUGGUACUGAUAUUUUGGGCUUUGUUGGUUUAUGAUACUCCAAAUAUCCACCCAAGGAUAACCGCGUCAGAACGAGAUUACAUUAACUUACACAAGGCUCCAGUUGUACUUGAUAAGGCAUUGCGUAUACCUUGGGUUCAGUUGAUGACGUCGAAGGCUGUGUGGGGUUGCGUGCUGGGGUUCCUCACCUAUGGAAUUCUCUUUAUCACCCUUGCCAUCUGUCUACCGUUGUAUUUCGAACAGGUGUUGGAGCUUGAUCCGACAAUGAAUGGUCUUGUUUCCUCCCUUCCGUUCAUCGGGCGGAUAUUUGGUUCCAUUAUGUUCGGUUAUCUAGCUGACUGGUUGUACUCGAAGAAAUUGAUAUCCAUUACAAAUGUGAGGAAGGUGUUUCAGGUAACAGGAUUGGUCGGUGCUGCACCCUUCCUUAUAUGGAUAUCAUAUCUUGGAAAGGAUGACGCAGUUCUAGCAGUGGUCCUACUGGUUGUCUAUUGGUUCAUUGUAACGGCAAUGAACUCCGGCUUUCGAGUAAACUUUGCUGAUAUCGCCCAAAGAUUCGCCGGGCUGUUAAAUGGAAUAUGCAUGUGUCUGAACGGUUUUAUAUCAAUAUUUGUCCCCAUUUUGAUAACAGCGGUCACACCAAACGGUACGGCUGAGGAGUGGCGACUGGUGUUUUAUGGAUGUGUGGGGGUAUCUGUCGUUGGUGCAGUUGUGUUUAUUUUGUUAGCCAGUGGGGAGGAGCAGGGAUGGGCAAAGGAUCCUGCAUUUACUAGAAAUGUGGAAAUUAAAGUCACCGGCAACGACAACGCCGUAUUUGAAAACGAUUAUGGCGUAUCGACCAAAGACGAGACAACUCAACAUACAAGUAAUAAAACAAUACAUACCUGAACAUCAGAUGAUAUUGUUAAUGUAUUACAAAAGUUUCUUUUCCUGAAGAAACCAAAUAA